This is a messenger RNA of Centruroides sculpturatus (bark scorpion), 1029 nucleotides long. RefSeq names its product carboxypeptidase inhibitor-like. Gene Ontology annotation, molecular function: metalloendopeptidase inhibitor activity. The transcript is spliced from 5 exons. Lineage: Eukaryota; Metazoa; Arthropoda; Arachnida; Scorpiones; Buthidae. The record is from RefSeq and is a predicted model, not a curated record. The coding region runs from base 430 to 753 and encodes 107 amino acids. Gene Ontology annotation, biological process: blood coagulation; negative regulation of endopeptidase activity.
GGAAUUAACGGAAGUGACGAAAAAAAUUAAUUAUUUGUCGGCGGAGUUCGUCGAGUUUUGUGUAUAGAAAACUACACUUUGAUACUUUACAAACAGAUUAUUGAACAUUUAUUUUAUUUUAUUGACACGCAGCAAAAAAUUAACCUAAAGACGUGAAAGAUAUGUCAUGACACAAAUGAAAAAGUAAAAGAAGUUUCAAACGUGUUUUAUGCGAUCCAUAAAAAGAGAAACAUAUUCUUCACGCUCCUCCAUAUUAGUGAAAUAUCCGGAUUUAAAUUGUUAUUUGUGAAACUAUAACUAGAAAAAAUAAUAAAUGAAACAGGAUUGGCUGAUCGUUCCCGAUGACGUCAUAAAUGAGAUUAUUAUAAAAUUGCGGGGAUAAGCACGUCCGGGUCAUUGAUAAAAGUUCAUUUCUGGUUUGCAGGCGCCAUGAAUUGUUGCUUAUUUUGGUCCGUUUGUUUGGCGUUAUUUAUUUUGGCCGUCGGUAGGCAUCCGCGCAACGAGGAGCCAUGCUUAAGAACAGGUGGCAACUGCAUCUUUAAAAGUAACUGCCCAGUCAUUAUGAGAGCAGAAACAACUGGUCUUUGUCCCGAACAAGAAGAAAGUGGUGUCGUGUGUUGUCACGAAGCUACUCCAUCCGAUUGCCACACAAGAGGAGGAGAAUGUCUUACGAGCGAUCAGUGUCACAGAGCACCUAGAGAAUUGGGAGUCAAAUGUCAAGGUGACAAAGUGUGCUGUGUCCUACUUCACUGAGAAGAGCGGAGAAAUUCCAGCAGAUAUUUAAAUCUAAUUAUAUCGAUCAUCGUCAUCAUUAUUAUUAUGUCUCAUCGUAUUCCUUUCGAAGAACGCGUUGUUUCAUUUUACCUCUAAUGGACGAAGAAUAAUAAAAUAAAAUUUUAAAAAAAAAUGAAAUUUGUGUUACGUGUAAAAACGGCAGUAAACUGCUCUUUGUGUUUUAUAUAUUUAAUAAAAAUAAUUAAUUUAUUUUUUAAACGUCAUUACUUUAUUAUUAUAUUGUAUUCUACUUUU